Messenger RNA from Coturnix japonica (Japanese quail), 7476 nucleotides. RefSeq names its product tetratricopeptide repeat domain 39C (gene TTC39C). Gene Ontology annotation, biological process: cilium assembly; otolith morphogenesis. Gene Ontology annotation, molecular function: protein binding. The record is from RefSeq and is a predicted model, not a curated record. Lineage: Eukaryota; Metazoa; Chordata; Aves; Galliformes; Phasianidae.
GCGCCUGCGCCGUGUGGAGCGAGGCGGGCGCCGCCGGGUUCCGAGGGCUGCGGGCGGGAGGGAAGGAGCUCCACGGCGCUGCAGGGCUGUAGGGCGGCUGAGGGGACGCGGCCCGGCUGCGGGCACACGGCUCCUUCCUCCGCUGUAGAGAUAAGGGAAGGAAAGAGCCGGCCUCGUCCCGUUGUCCCCGCACCGUCAUGGCCGGCUCGGAGCAGCCGCCGGCUCGGCGGGAAGACGGGGAAGCUCCGUUACCCAUCGAGGACUCGGAGCUGGCGUUGGCCGGCAUCAACAUGCUGCUCAACAACGGCUUCCGUGAAUCCGACCAGCUCUUCAAGAAGUACCGAAAUCAUAGCCCGUUAAUGAGUUUUGGAGCCAGCUUUGUCAGUUUUUUGAAUGCCAUGAUGACGUUUGAAGAGGAGAAGAUGCAGCUGGCAUGCGAUGACUUAAAGGCUACAGAAAAGCUGUGUGAGAGCGACGAAGCUGGAGUUAUUGAAACAAUCAAGAAUAAAAUUAAAAAGAAUGUCGAUGGACGAAAAUCACCUCUAUCCAUGAUAGAUCGUCUACAAAGACAAAUCAUUGUAGCGGACUGUCAAGUCUACUUGGCUGUGCUCUCGUUUGUAAAACAAGAAUUAUCAGCAUACAUAAAAGGCGGCUGGAUCCUCCGAAAAGCCUGGAAGAUUUACAACAAAUGCUAUACGGACAUUAAUACGCUUCAGGAAAUCUAUCAGAAGAAAACUACUCAGGAAUCCUUGACUUCUGACGCUGCAAAUGAUAAUCAUGUUGCCGCAGAAGGUGUAACGGAGGAUUCGCUAAACAGACUGAAAGGUGCUGUUAGCUUUGGAUAUGGACUUUUUCAUCUUUGCAUAUCCAUGGUGCCCCCAAACCUGCUCAAAAUCAUCAACCUGCUGGGUUUUCCUGGAGACCGCCUACAGGGGCUUUCUUCACUGAUGUAUGCAAGUGAAAGUAAGGACAUGAAGGCCCCUUUAGCUACAUUAGCUCUGUUGUGGUACCACACAGUUGUUCGCCCCUUUUUUGCUCUUGAUGGCAGCGAUAACAAGGCAGGAUUGAAAGAGGCCAAAGAGAUUCUUGCAAAGAAAGAAUCUGCUUAUCCAAAUUCUUCUCUGUUCAUGUUCUUCAAGGGAAGAAUACAGCGAUUAGAGUGUCAAAUCAAUAGUGCCUUGGCUUCAUUUCAUACUGCUUUGGAACUUGCAACAGACCAAAGGGAGAUUCAACAUGUCUGCUUAUAUGAAAUAGGCUGGUGCAGCAUGAUAGAGAUGAAUUUUAAAGACGCCUUUGAAUCCUUUGAAAGGCUGAAGAAUGAAUCCAGGUGGUCUCAGUGCUAUUACGCUUAUUUAACAGCAGUGUGUCAAGGAGCCACCGGUGAUGUCAGUGGCGCUCAGAAUGUGUUCAAGGAAGUUCAGAAGCUUUUCAAAAGGAAAAAUAAUCAGAUCGAACAAUUUUCAGUGAAGAAGGCAGAUAGAUUCAGAAAACAAAUGCCAACCAAAGAGCUCUGUGUCCUGGCAUCCAUUGAAGUGCUAUACUUGUGGAAGGCCCUUCCAAACUGUUCCCUCUCCAACCUACAACAUAUGAGCCAAGCCUGUCAGGACGUUGAUGAUUCAUCAGCUGUUGGUUUGAGGAAUUUGCUUCUUGGUGCCAUACACAAAUGCUUGGGAAAUUCUGAAGAUGCUGUUCAGUACUUUCAGCAGGCUGCUAAAGACGAACUGUGCCGGCAAAACAACUUGUACAUCCAGCCAUAUGCCUGCUAUGAGCUUGGCUGUCUUCUAUUAGACAAUCCAGAGACCGUGCCAAGAGGCAAAACCUUACUUCUCCAAGCCAAGGAGGAAUUCACAGGCUAUGACUUUGAGAACAGAUUGCACGUCCGCAUCCAUGCAGCCUUAGCCUCUCUAAGGGAAGUUGUUCCACAGUGAUGGACGGGAGUUGUGUUGUCCGUUCCCACAGUUUCUGCACUUUAGGAUGAAGCAGAAGGAAAAAGCUGUUGGGAAGACCAGCUUUUCUUCUGGAAACCACUUGUGCCAGAGACACUUUCAUAGUAUGGUUAAGAGUCGGUACGGCUUAGUAAAAUACUACAAUUUCAACUGAAAGCAGAUCAACCGAGCAGAAGGUUAAGUGACCUUGUGUAUUUUAACUCUUCAGUUUUCAGUUUGUUUAAACCAAGGGGAACACAGUUAUUAAGCGACUCAUCGGGGGAGCCUAAACAAGCACACAGCUUACUUCAGUGUAGGCAGAUGGGAUCUUUUUUUUAGAAAUAUUUUAAAGUAGAUUUAAAUCUAAAAUAUGCUAAAGAAGGGAGUGUUUCUGUUUUGAUUAGCAUACAGUAAAAGUAGGUGGUACGAAUGUUGAAGAAGGGAGCGGGCAGAACACUUACUUUCUUGAAGCAUUAGCCAAAACACAAGAGAAGGAAAACCAUUUAGCCACAAAGAGCAGAUCUUGCUGGAUUUUAGAGGUUCAUUUCACUGAAUUAAUGAUGAACAAUUUGCCAAUUUAAAAUCUCCCAUCCCCUUUCCAUUUUUUGUUGCUUCCCCUCUCAACUCGGCUCCUAUUUCUGAUAUAAAUUCUAUCAACACGUAGGAUCUUUGCUUCUGGUACAUUCCGGCCAAAUACUUUGCUUUACUUGCAAUUACAGUGAGGGUGAUUUUCAUUUUGCUCUUAAUAUCCUGACCAGCGCAUUCAGUUAAGCAAGCCACAUACAGUAAUUCUAUGUGUUUUUCAUUGAAGCUGCUAAACCUCUAUUGCAAUGACUUUUACAGCUGCUAAAACAGGCAAAACAAUACACCCAUCGCCCACCUCCAGCCCUGUUUUUUUUGUAGCUUUACCGAUGCUGUGCUAUCUUAAGUCUCUAUAUGAUAUCCCAAAAUUGUGUUGAGGUACUGAAAUGCCUCUGAGAGCUCGAAACUUACAUCACGAUCACAUAGAUGUAUUUUCUUUUUUAACUACUGGCCAUCUGUGUUCUCAUUUGUAGCUUUUUAAAACAAAACCAAAAACAAUGUCUGUAGCAUCUCCCUAUGUUCUGUAUUCAGUUAGUAUCGUUACCUAGAAGUUAAAUGUAUUUUUAAAGAAACUUAUGAGUGGAAAUCUGACCAGGAAGCCAAUUGAAUCAUGUUAAUUUGCAAAGCUAAGAAAACUGGACAUCUUUGGAAAUCAUUCUCAAAAAGCCUUAUUUUUACUUUGGUCAGGUUGCCUUAAACAGUUCCUUAGCUUAAAUGUUUUUCUUCUUUUUCUAACUUGGUGCAGAAGACGUUGCUGUGUUGCCAAGGUUUCGUACCUUGCCUCACAUCUAACCUUCAUUGACUUGCUUUUGAGGUUGCAUCUAAAGCAAGGCUGACAUGGAGGGGGAAAGUAAUGCUGGAUUUGGUAGGCCAAAGGAAAUGGGUUGCACUCCUAGAGUGCUUACACUCUGUUGCAGUUCCUGAAGGAGAGUUUAUUUGUCUAAAAUGGAGGUGUGUUGCAGGUAGUACACUGUUGGCUUUUCUAUUCCAUUCUAUUCCAUUUAGUGAGUAAUAUUAAAUCACAAAGGAGUGUUCAGCCUUUUUGAGUUGGUCGACCCAAAUUAGUAUCGAGUAGAGAACAGUAUGUUGUGUCUGUAUAUACAUAGCAAAUUCUUAGAAUCCAAAUGAUAACUUUCAAGAAAGGUCUUCAGUGUACUUGAAAUCUUAUUUUGUCCUCCCUUUUAAUAUUUGGUGUCAGAGACACUGUCCGCUCCAGGUAAAUAGAUAGAAACAGUGCAUUUAAUGGCAAGACUCUUUUAAAACACACUGCUUAAAUAUACCAUGAACCUUGGCCAUUCAGGACACAAAGCACCUGCAUGUGAUCGGUUGUUGGGAUGUCUGGGGUCUACAAACGUUGAAGGUAGCAAAUCAUAGUAAACUUGAUUACAAGGCCUGUUCUGCUCACUGGGCCACGAGUGAGUCCAAAAAGACGCUCUGUAUUCAUGUAAAGGUUUUAUCUCUGUGCAAGUUGCAGCUUAUCUGUGGAUUUAGCAAAUGGUCACUGAAAUGGAACUGUCGGUUUCUGUAACUAUUUUUUUCUCCUCCCUCCAUAGGAGAAUCUCCUGCUCCGUAAACGUCACCUUUAUUUUCUAUGUUAGAUUGUGCCUGUGAUGAGAAAAAUCUCUACUGUAUUUUGUGCAAACUGAUCACGUUUUUAUACUUUGGAACUCGGAGGCAUGGUCUAAUAGCAAUAAUAGGAUAUGCAUCUUGCUAGUUAACAUGUUAAGAAUAUCUUUACCGAGUCAGGUAUUUUUUUUUUCUGUUGAUGUUGAUGCAGUUUUUAUCUCAAUAUGGCUCAUUUCAAAUAAAGAACUAGGAUUUAUAGAUGUCACCAGGUGGCAUAUUUAUUGUGAUGUACUGUAAAUGUUGUUAAUUUACAGAACUUGCACUUUUAUAUUUCUGAGCAAAAUUAAAAGAACCGUGGACAUGCGUUUUGUUCUCUGGCUCCUUGAAUUUGACUUUCAAAUUGGUGGCCUCCUCAACAAGGUGGUGUCAAGUGCCGGAAAAACUUGUGGGAUAUCAAGUGACUCUGUAAGGAAGCUUUCUAGGCAGUAAUUACCUCAGCUUCUGCUCUUCCAGUAUAAUUGCAGUCUCCUGGUUUAGGAAGUGAGUUACGUGCAUCAUGUUGAGAUCAGCCAUGGGACCAAUGAGGCGUAACAUGCUUCUAAGAGAACCCCAACACAAGUGUGUUUGUUGUAUCCCUACACCUUGAAAAAGCGCUUCUGAUUUACUCCAAAGCAAGCCCUUUAAUCUCUCCUGUCUGACUGUUUCCUAUUCUAGCUGUGCUUUAUUCUGAAAUAAAAUUCCCCUAAUGUGGUACUGAAUUGCUUUUCAGUUUACAGCAGUCUGGUUGUUUUCCCAAUAACUGAUCGUGUUCUUGCUUCAAAGCUGCAUUGUAGUGAUGUGGAAGUUGAACAGGAGCAGGUGUUACAGCGCUGUAGAGCUGUAUGGAGUUUUACAAGGGUGAUGUUAGAACUUUUCAGUGGAGUGAAAGCAGUGUGUCACGUAUGAGAUUCGAAUUCCUUUUCCAGCCAUUACUAAGUACUCGUAUAAACAGUGGUAGCAGUCGUUGCAUGAAGAAUUAUGCUGUCACGAAAACAUAAGAUUAAAGCUAACAUUAAGAAGUUACAUUUUUAGCUGCCUUUUAAAGGGAUUGGGCAGCCAAUGGCAUCGGAACAGCAGGCUCGUCAUUGGAUCAGCAGAGGUUCUUCAGGCAGUCUGCAAUGUAAGUGGUGGACUACACUGAGCUUUGGGAAUGAGCAGUACAGAUACACUGCCUCUACUUUGCCGUCCUGACAGAGCUGUCAAACAAAGCUCUGCUAAUGAGAGCCUUUGUAGAUGCUUAUACCACACUGUCUUUCUUUCUGAUGUUUUGAGGCAAGUAGAAAAGGCCUCAGAAACCAGUCUCAGCAAGAUGGGAUGACAUAAGGAUAUGAUUUCCACUUCAGGCUCUCUGGAGUUAAAUAACGGAACUAUUCCUAUUUCACUGCAUUUUUAUCUUUUUAGCAAGUCUGGGUGCCCCAAAUGGAACCCAGUACAGGUCAUCAGAGUAGGCGGCAUUGAAGUUGCAUGUUGCCUUUAUGCUCCUGCUCAGAAUCUUUGCCUUAUCACCCACAGUUUUUGUGACCUACUUAGUCCCUGUAUUUUAACGAGUGUUUUAGCCACAGACAGUUCUGUUCUCUUGUUUUCUUACUACCCCAAGCUUUUUCACUGCUGUUUGUUCCAAAAUGUUGUCUUAUCUCUUGAUGUGACUUCUUCCAAGGCAGCGUUCCAGUGGGGUAGAGGAGGAAAGGGAGAUUGUUAGACUUGGUUGAGCAAAAAAACAUUUGCUUAACACCUACCCCUGUUUCAUUCAUGUUCAUGUGUUUAACGUAGUUCUGACCAGUGUAAUUUAUCUUCAAGUUCCAGUACAGUGAAUUAGUUCCCAGUUCUUUUUUCCUGUAAGUUCCUAUGCUGUGCUCUUACAUUUCAAACAUAUGUAUUUGUUAGUGCCUGCAGCUUUUAUAAAUGCUUAGACUGGAUUAUGCUUCUGCUUUGUGGCCUCUAAUUAUACUUUUUCCAUUUUUAAAAAAAUAUCUGUAUCUAAACAUCUCCAGAGCUUUUAUUGUGCAGUUUGACAGGCCCGGAGUUCUGACAGCUUUCAGAAGGAUGUCAAUGGGUGUGAUGCGUGGAACUGUGACAUCACGCUCUGCUCAGCCCUGGGCAGAAGAGGCAGCAGCGGAAGCAGGUACCAGGGUGGUGUGGGGAUGGCAGCUGUGCCCUGGAAACCAUUGUCUUAAGAUGAGAAGCUGUGAGCUGGCCUCAGUGCUUGUCAAUGGAGCCUCCAGACAAUGUUCUGAGCAGCCUCCAGACUCUGCUCGAGGGUGUGAGCAAAGCUGUCAUAAAACAGAAACCAGAAGACAUUGCUGGAUUUUUAGCUUGCUAUUUCCAAGAGUUCAUCGACUUCCAAAAAGAGAAUCCAAAUUUGCUUUUAGCGGAAGUGGUUGAAAAAUUUGAUCUCAAGCAGGAAGCUUCAAAUGGGGAACUGGAAGAGAAGACAUCAAAUAAUAACGAGGCUUUGCCUUCUACAGUCAAAAGCUUUGCCUUUCUCCUGAGAAAGGAAUCGUGUACUGACGGAGGGGAAGACCAUCUUCUGGAUCCAACUGAAGUGAAUUCGUCAGGAACAGCUCCGUGCUCAUCACCAGGAAGUUCUAUUCCAGAAAGCAAACACUCCACUGGACCUGAUGGUGGUUCACCCUCUGAUCUUGAGCAUGCGCCUUUUGACGUGGAAGAUAGUGGUUCUGUUUGUAUGGUGAGGGAUGUGGCAACCACUGCGCAGACUAUAGAGGAAGAUGUUUCUGCUGUCUCAGAAGCUUCGGGGUCACAACUAGGAGUGCAGCCUUGGUCCUCUGAAGGAAUCUCAUCUCUUCCAUUACCACCACCUCCUUUUAAAGAGGAGUUGCAGGCUGCACCUUCCUGUAGCGCAGCUGAGGCCAUCUCAACCACUGAUAAACUGAUAAUGAAUGCAGAGGUUCCUUCCUACAUGCAGCAGUUUCCAGGUCAAGUAAUCAUUUCCUUUGAUGGGCAAGCUCUUUCUUCUGUAAAGCUGUCAUUAAAUGCAGACCAACUCUCAGGCCUGAAUGCUAAUGAUGCAAUGUUCCAGCCUGAGCAAAUGGGAACCAUAGCACCGAUGGAAUCAGCCGGGCAACCUUUUUGCUUCAGAGUGGAAUGUUGCAUUCUGGAUGAGACGCUGAACAACUGACAACACGGCUCUCAGAAUCACUUAACAGCUUUGAGGGUAAGACUUCAAGGAAUGCUGGCCACAGUGAAGAAGUGAUGAGGUAUCCAAUUUUUUGCCCUCACCAUCAGAACUAAACAAAGUACAGCCAAAAAAAAAAGCAUUUCUCCUCACCUGUGCAGACGUCUCCAAUACAGCUGCCCUACCUGGGUAAUUCUAAUUGCACACAGAAUAAAAACAGAAAGCACCUCA